Nezara viridula (southern green stink bug) is the source of this 2006-nucleotide messenger RNA. NCBI's taxonomy places the organism in Eukaryota, Metazoa, Arthropoda, Insecta, Hemiptera, Pentatomidae. The record is from the annotation of a GenBank genome assembly.
GCGGUUGAAUCAUGGCAGGAACAAGGCGAUUCAAAAGGAAAAGAAAAGAAUCUAAUGAAAAGAAUGGUAACCAGCCAGAAAAUGGAGAUAAAAGGAAAUCUUAUGAUUCAAUUGUUAAGGAGAAUGAAGAUUUCGAUAAAUAUUACAAAAAACAAGGUGUUGUACCUGAAUCUGAGUGGGACGAAUUUUCAGCUACGAUGAAGAGAGACUUACCCACUGCAUUUCGAAUAACAGCAUGCUCUAGAGUAGAAGCUGAGAGGCUGUUGAAGAUUGUAAAGGGCGAAUUUUUUGAAAAAUUAGUGAAUCCAGAAGACAAUUCUGAAAAGAAACAACCAUUUCCAUUGCCAUGGUAUCCGAACAACUUCGGUUGGCAGUUGGAUCUUACCAGGAAAGACAUCAGGAGGUCCGAAGCCUACUUCAAGUUGCACAACUUCCUCAUUUCCGAAACUGCUACUGGUAACAUUUCCCGACAAGAAGCUGUAAGCAUGAUCCCUCCUCUCCUACUAGAUCUAGAAAGCCACCACAAGGUUUUAGAUAUGUGCGCUGCCCCUGGUAGUAAAACUGCUCAGCUGAUAGAACAUUUGCAUUCGAAUACUCCUAUACCAAGUGGCAUAGUUGUUGCCAACGACAUUGACAAUUCUCGCUGUUAUAUGCUCGUCCACCAGGCGAAGAGGCUUAGCAGUCCCGUUGUACUCAUCGUUAAUCAUGAUGCAUCGUCCAUGCCAAAUUUUAUCACAAAAACAGAAGGAGGUGAAUCCUUUUUAAAAUUUGAUCGCAUCCUCUGCGACGUGCCCUGUACCGGAGACGGCACUUUAAGAAAAAAUGCAGAUAUUUGGCUGAAAUGGAAUCCUGCCAACGGCAGUAAUCUUCACGGAGUCCAAUACAGGAUAUUGAAAAGAGGUAUUGAGCUGUUACAAAUUGGUGGAAAAGUGGUCUAUUCAACUUGUAGCAUGAACCCUCUUGAAAACGAAGCUGUUGUCGCACGUAUCCUCUCCGAAUUUAAAGGUUCUGUAGAACUGUUGGAUGUCCGUGACCAAUUAAAGGGGUUGAAAUCGAGGCCAGGCAUCAAGAAAUGGUAUCCAGCUGCAAAAGACGUCACCUUCUUCGAAGACUAUAGUCAAGUUGAAGAGAAGUGGCAGACCCAAGUGAGGCCGCAUAUGUUUCCUCAGAUGUAUGAGGGCGAUAAUUUUCCGCUUGAGAGGUGUAUUCGAAUCCUGCCUCAGGAUCAAGAUACUGGAUGUUUUUUUGUUGCUGUUUUGAGAAAAAUUAGUCAUAAGAACAGUACAGAACCUGAAACGACUGAAGCUGGUGAAGUAGUUGAAAAAGUAGCAGUAGGUAAGAAAAAAGAGAAGAGGCGCAAAAUUCAGGGAUACAGAGAGGAUCCUUACGUAUUUUUUAAAGGAGAUGAAGAACUUUGGAAAAAUAUUCAGGAAUUUUACAACAUUGAUGGAUUUGAUCCCACACUUUUACUCACUCGAUCUAAAGAUGGUAAGAAGAAAAAUAUCUAUUACGUUUCGCCUGCGGUUAAAGAGAUCGUUUCAGAAAAUCAAGAAAGGAUAAAGAUGAUCAAUACUGGUGUAAAAGUUUUUGCCCGAUGUGAUAAUAAAUCGAUGGGCUGCAGCUUCAGAUUGGUCCAGGAGGGUUUGUACACAAUUCAGAAACAUAUCAAACCUGGAAGGAGGAUCAAGAUUUGUAAAGAAGAUUUUAUUCAACUUCUGCAACAUGCUGAACCAAAGGAUGCUGUAGAUUUCGAAAAUUUAACUCAAGAAACGAGAGAUCAAGCGCAAAACAUAAGCCAGGGCAGUUGCGUAAUUGAUUACGAAGACAGCAGUGAUGGUCUGACAUUGAAUAUCGUCGGCUGGAGAGGAAAUAAAACAUUGAGGGUUUACAUAACUCUACAGGAGGCAGUGCACUUCCUCCGGCUUCUCGGCGCUCCCGUUCAAAAAUAUGAAGUGAACAAGUUCAAGAAGGAAGAGAAAGGAGAAGCAGAAGAAAUUCCUGGUUGA